Molecule: messenger RNA, 2224 nt
Organism: Cajanus cajan (pigeon pea)
Lineage: Eukaryota; Viridiplantae; Streptophyta; Magnoliopsida; Fabales; Fabaceae
Product: transcription factor bHLH36
Biological process (GO): regulation of transcription by RNA polymerase II
Cellular component (GO): RNA polymerase II transcription regulator complex
Molecular function (GO): protein dimerization activity; DNA-binding transcription factor activity, RNA polymerase II-specific; RNA polymerase II transcription regulatory region sequence-specific DNA binding
Source: RefSeq, a predicted model, not a curated record
AUCAUUUAAUUUGUCUGAUAAAAUCUAUAGGAAUCUUUAGCAUGUGAGAUCUCCGUAGAAGGUUGCUAGAAAUAGCAUAUUUUGCCCAAAUGAAAUGAAUCUGCUCCUUCAUUCAGCCCCCAUAGCCAAAACUAAGGAUUAUUUAGACCACUCAUUGAGUUGAGCAUACCAUGUUUCCUUUACAACGAGGCAAUGAGUUGGUUAUCCAGUUUUCUAAUAGCCCCCACCAGCAUGAACACAAAAUCUCCGAAGAUCUGAUUCUGGAUGAUUAUGCUUCUCUGGAUGUCAAUGAUUCGGACAGAAAAAUCACAAGUAGCCGACCAAAGAAACUUUUCUGUGUGGCUGAUAAGAAGAAUCAUGGCAACUCUAACGAACAUAAUAAGAAGAAGAUGAUUCAUAAGGAGAUUGAAAGGCAAAGGAGACAAGAAAUGGCUACCUUCUUUGCCUCUCUUAGAUCCCUUCUCCCUCUUGAGUUCAUCAAGGGAAAGCGUUCAAUAUCUGACCACAUGAACGAGGCAGUGAAUUACAUAAAGCACAUGCAGAACAAUAUCAAAGAACUUGGUGCCAGGAGAGAUGAACUGAAGAAACUCUCCAAUUAUUCCAAUACGGAAAAUAAUCAAGAGGGUUUGCAUACAUCUUGCAACUUUACUGUCCACGAGAAUAAUGGUAUUAUGGGAAUCGAAAUCACCAGCGGCUCCAGAGAAAAAAGGCCUAAACUUUCAAAGUUACUAAAGUUACUGAUUGAAGAGGGACUUGAAAUUGUUAGUUGCCUUUCAACAGAAGUCAAUGGAAGAUUGAUCUACAGUGUUCAGUGUGAGGUUAACAAUUCCAGCAGUGUAGAUCUAUCUGAGCUGAGAAAGAAAGUUUGCAAUGCAUUUCCAACAUUCACGUGUUCUGAUUAACUUUGUGGUUGGAGAUAGCUAGCUAGACUCACAAUCUGGCCAAUGACAGGAAAUUUUCCCAUAACACGCUUUUUAGAACUUUCUAACUUGAUCAUUGACUUUGUUUAGAAGAGUUUCCUUGCAAAUUUUACAUUGGCAACUGUCCCCUUUAAAUUUUUAGAUACAAAGUUUUGUUUUAUUUGCGUGAAGAAAGAGGGAAGAAGAAAGAAAAUUUGUGUAGAGAUCAAACUUAUCAUUUCUUUUCCCUGAUUCCUUUCACAGCUUUUCUGCUAUCAAAUGGAUUCAGUUUGCAUUUGCUUUUUCGGAUUUCUCUGUGCGCCUUCGCUGUCUCAACUCAUUUGUAGGGCUGGGCAAAAUUAACUUAACUAAACUAAAACUAUUAAUAACUGAAUUAUUUUAAACUAAAAAACUAAAACUAUUUAAAAUAAAACUGAACUAAACUAUUUUUUAAUUCAGUUUUAAAAAAUUGAACUUAUUUAAGUUAUAGUUUAGUUAACUAUAAAUAACUACUAAUUAAAAAAUAAAAGAAGGCACCGCACGGGUUGGCUCUUUACGCUAAGAAUCCCUAACUCACAUUCACACGAGUCACACCAGCCACGAAAAUCUGCUUACAGGCACCGCAAGGUAAAUGUAAAAAUCUUCCUUCACAAGCACGAGUUGGCUCUUUUUUAUCGCUCUUAAAUUAUAGAUGGUACGACUUUAAUUCCUUGCAAAUCUGCUUUUCCUGGCUCGCGAGGUGUCUGCUACAUUGAGGAUUAAUUCAGAUUUUUAUGGACUUCAUUUUUUCAAAUUAAUUCAUGUAUUAAUUCAUCUUGAGAGGUCCUACAUAUUUGAACAUACAACUUAUAGUUUUAUGUGCUUGAUAAGUGUUAUUCUGUCCUUGAUACAGUAUUUACAUCUGAUGUGACAAGCUCUUUAGGACUGCAACUUGCACCAGAUAAUUGCACAGGGAUUUCCAGAUCACUUGAUCAAAUUCAGUGGAAUUUUAGCUUCUGAAUAUGCUAUCAAAAUCAUUGUAUUGUAGAAGAGUUGUUUGAAAAAGUUGAACCACCAAGGUUUAAUGUUCUGUGUGGAGUUUUAUUGAAGUUUACCACUAUUUGGAAUGCUUUAUAUAGGGCCAAAGCCCCCCCUCUCUCCCCUUUGACAGCUUCUUGAGAGAUCUUUCUGAAAAAAAAGAAUCAGUUUACCAAAAAUAGUUAUUUCUGAACAUGCUAUCAAAAUGUAUUUGAUCUUUAUAUAUUUCACUAAUUGUUGUAGUUCUCAUAACAUGCUGCAGGGAAUGUUGUACAUAUGUAGUUUAAACUGGACCUUUUUUUUUAUUA